UUUCUAAAUAUUGCGGGUGGGUCGGGUCAAAAAAGUAAAAAUGCACAUUUCUCACUUGUUAACUUCCGACAUAUUAGGUGGCGAUGUGCCUGCAUUACACAGGAGGUGUGGUCGAGCGCAAAACAUAAUUUCUCCUAAAUUCAGCACCCAAUUGCGCCAUGCGUGACUGACUGAAAAAAGUCAAUCGCGCAUUCGCUACUUUAUGGACAUGGAGCUUAAUGAUCUGGGAUAUCGAAGGUUGUGCACAAUGCGAGAACACCUUGCUUCUGUCAUACACGAAUACACAGCUGUGCUUGUUAAAUGCUUGGCAGUGUUUCACGCAAAAGUAGUCUAGCCUAUGAAGUUGCAAGGGGAAAUAUGAAUGUAAACUUGUUAUGAUGAUGAGAUUUAACACUGGCUAUGUCUAGGCUGCAGAUUAUGAAUGGUGUGGAAGAGCGCAGAUUGUCAAAAUGACCGAUCAUUGUAACCCGCUGUUGUCCUCAUGUGGGAGAAUUAGGCUAAUUAGGCUACGAAAGACGUUAUAGGUGCGUUUUUUUCCUUUCCGCGGGUCGGGUCGGAUUUGGGUCACAAUUCGAACAUAUUUUUGCGGAUUGGACGGGGCGGUUUGGAUCUCCUGAAAAGUCGGGUUGGUGCGGGUUUUAAAAAAAGCCCACCCGCGCAUCACUAACUCACAGCAUCUGUAAAGGCUGUCUGCAGCAGUUCUGGGAAACCAAAGGAUCCAGGGAGUGUCCAGUCUGCAGGAGAAGAUCCUCUAAACCGAACCCUCCCAUUAAUUUGCAUCUGAAAAACCUGUGUGAGAGUGUCCCAAAGGGGACAGGUCCACGACUCUUCUGCAACGAGCACCGUUCAGAACUGAAGCUCUUCUGUGAAGAUGACAAACAACUUUUGUGUGUGGUGUGUCGAGACUCUAAACUCCAUAAAAACCACAACUUCAGUCCCGUCAAUGAGGCAGCACUUGAGCGUAAGGAAGAACUGAAGGUCAAACUGCAGCCCAUACAGAACAAGCUGGACACCUUUAAAAAGGCUAAAGAGACCUGUGAUGAAACUGCCCAACACAUUACAGUCCAGGCUCAACACACAGAGAGGCAGAUCAAGCAGGAGUUUGAGAAGCUUCACCAGUUUCUACGAGAUGAAGAGGCAGCCAGGAUAGCUGCACUGAAGGAGGAAGAGGAGCAGAAGAGUCAGAUGAUGAAGGAGAAGAUUGAGAAGAUGAGCAGAGAGAUCUCAUCUCUUACAGACACAAUCAGAGCCAUAGAGAAGGAGAUGGGAGCUGAUGACAUCUCAUUUCUACAGAACUACAAGAGCACAGUGGAAAGAGCCCAGUGCACACUGCAGGAUCCAGAGAGGGUUUCAAGAGCUCUGAUCAAUGUGGCAAAGCACAUGGGCAACCUAAAGUUCAGAGUCUGGGAGAAGAUGCAGGAGAUUGUUCAGUACACUUCUGUGAUUCUGGAUCCCAACACUGCAAACCCAGAACUCAUCCUGUCUGAGGAUCUGACCCAUGUGAGACGCAGUGAUGAGGAGCAGCAGCUUCCUGAUAACCCGGAAAGAUUUGCUUUCUAUCCCAGUGUCCUGGGCUCUGAGGGCUUUAACUCAGGGACUCACUGCUGGGAUGUGGAGGUUGGAGACAGUAACUGGAACCUGGGAGUGAAGACAGAGUCUGGGGAGAGGAAGGGAUGGAGUUCCUUUAGUAGUGGAGUCUGGAGUGUGGAUCAUUGUGGUGGUAAUUAUACAGCACUCUCCUCAUCCCAGCCAAACACCACCAUCACAGUGCAGCAGAAACUCCAGAGGAUCAGAGUGCAGCUGGACUGGGACAGAGGAAAACUCUCAUUCUCUAACCCUGAUAAUAACACACACAUACACACUUUCACACACACUUUCACUGAGAAACUGUUUACACUCUUUUCCAUAUACUCGUCAUCUUUGAGUAUCUCACCAGUGAAGGCUGCAGUAUCAGUAGAGCAGCUCAAGUAGAGUUCACACACCUGCUGCACUAUCAGCUCAAGUAGAGUUCACACACCUGCUGCACUAUCAACUCAAGUAGAGUUCACACACCUGCUGCACUAUCAACUCAAGUAGAGUUCACACACCUGCUGCAGCAUCAACUCAGGUAGAGUUCACACACCUGCUGCAGCAUCAGCUCAGGUAGAGUUCACAAUCUUCUGCAAGAAGCAACUCUCUUUUUGCAACAUUUUUGUCAAACAUUACCACUAUGUUUAAUUUGAACUUAUGAUGGUUCUGAUAUUGUUCAUUUACUUAUUUCAUUUUCAUUGGUAAUUGGCAAUAAUGAUAGAGAAUCCAGAUGUUGGCAACAGAUGAGAUGGGACAGGAACUCAUCUCCAUCACUGGAGUUUUCAUGUGAACUCUACUUUACUGGACACCUGAUAAUGUGGAUCAGACCCCACAACUCACAUGGCCUCUCUCUCUCUCUCUCUCUCUCUCUCUCUCUCUCUCUCUUUCUCUUUCUCUUUCUCUCUCUCUCUCUCUCUCUCUCUCUCUCUGUCUCUCUCUCUCUCUUUCUCUCUCUCUCUCUGCUGAUUCUUACUGGAGCUUUUGAUUAAACAUGUCUGCUUGUGUACUGUGCUGUCUUGCUGCUUGUAAGUGCAGUAAAUGAUGCAAU
Sardina pilchardus (European sardine) is the source of this 2617-nucleotide messenger RNA. RefSeq names its product zinc-binding protein A33-like. Gene Ontology annotation, biological process: protein ubiquitination. The coding region runs from base 1186 to 1971 and encodes 261 amino acids. Gene Ontology annotation, molecular function: ubiquitin protein ligase activity; protein binding. Lineage: Eukaryota; Metazoa; Chordata; Actinopteri; Clupeiformes; Clupeidae. The record is from RefSeq and is a predicted model, not a curated record. Gene Ontology annotation, cellular component: cytoplasm. The transcript is spliced from 6 exons.